GGCACUGUCGUCGUAUGCUCGGGUUUUUGUCGACAUCAAACGGUUGAAUCUCUUGUGAGAGUUUCAGAGUUGGAUUAAACCCGUCCGGAGAGCGUUUGUGGGCGUUUUCCAAACCAUUUUCUGGGUGCUCAGCGGGAAGUCGGGAGCAUAAGGUUUAUUUGUGAGAAGAAGCGAGGUGUUAUGCACCUUUGCGGCCUAAACACUCCCCGAGGAAACUGAUAUUUUUUUUUCAAUAAUUAGUGAUAUUUUUUAUUAUUUGUCGCAACAGGUUAUAUCUGUAUUUGACUUGUGCGGGGACCUUAAAAAUGAUUUCCCUUCUUAAAGGACAAUUAGGAGCGUGUGCGCUCCUGCUCGUGGCGUUUCUACCGGACUUCACCUGUAGCCAGGAAACUGGUGAGGCAUGCUUAGCCAAAUUCAAGGAAGGUCGGCAGGAUUUCGUCCUCGAUGCCGAUGAAUCAGUGAAAGACGGGGCGACGUUUAUUUCGUCGCCGCCACUGGAUCGAUACAAGGACUGCGUGAGCGCCUGCUGCAAAGAACCGAAGUGCAAUGUCGCCUUCAUGGAGAGAGGAUCCGCGGAGGGCUUGGUCAAAUCCUGCUUUCUCUUUGACUGCCUUUACAAAAAGAAAUACGCCUGCCGCUUUGUCAGGAAGAAAGGAUACAUCAGUUACAUCCUGGAGUCCGUUUAUGAGAGUUACCUGGAAUCUGAUGUUCCUCCAAAUGAUUCCGACCGUCCGCCAGUGGCCAAUGGAGGCCUGGACAAGGUGGUCCAGCCUCAGGACAGUGUGACACUGAGCGGCAUAGAAAGCAAAGAUGAUAAGAAGAUUGUGACCUACCAGUGGCAAAUGCUCACUGGAUACCCUUAUGCUGUCAUUGAGAAAACCAACUUUGACGACCAGAUUGUUGUGUCCAAUCUGACGUCUGGGAUGUACAAGUUCCAGCUGACCGUCACAGACACCAUCGGCCAGUCUGACUCAACCAAGAUCUCUGUCCUGGUUCUUACUCCUGAGCAGUCUGAGCACCACUGUAUGGCUCCAAAGAAGAUUGGACCGUGUCGUGGCUCCUUUCCUCGUUGGCAUUACAAUGCUGCCUCAGAGAAGUGUGAACAGUUUAUAUUUGGGGGCUGCAAGAAUAAUCUCAACAACUAUCUCUCUGAGGAUGAAUGCACCAAAGCCUGCUACGGCUCAGAAAAAAGUACCAAAACUGGUAGAGGUUUGCCAAUUUCCACGCCUCAAGCAGGAGAAAGAUGUGGCACUCCCUGCACAGCAGAGGAAUUUACCUGUGCGAACGGCUGCUGUUUGAGUCCCGGUCUGGAGUGUGACAAGACCCCGCAGUGUAGCGACAACUCAGAUGAGGAGAAAUGUGACAUCUUAAACGACAACUUUCGGAUUUUGCUGGAGAUUCCUGUGAAUGAACAAAAAGUGCGCUGCACAGAGCUUCCUGAUACUGGAAGCUGCAGGGAAAGUUAUAGCAAGUGGUACUACAACCCCUUGAGUCAGAAAUGUGUCCGUUUCAACUACGGUGGCUGCCAUGGAAAUGACAACAGAUUUGACACUGAGCAGACCUGUGAGAGAGUUUGUAAAGGGGUAACAGAAAAGGAUAUAUUUGCAAGAAGGGAGGAAUUUGAACGCAGCGUGUCCGGAAGCCAAACAGGUAUUAUAGCAAUAGCUGCCCUCCUGGGUGUAGCUAUCCUCAUUCUACUGGGCAUUCUGGUGUUCUGCCUCAUGAAGGGAAAGAAGAAGUCUGCACAACACCACCGUGUGCCUGUCAACACCGCCCCGGUCACCUUUGAGGACAGAGAGCGUCUGGUCUACAACAGUACCACCAAGCCCAUCUGAUCCCUAACCUUUAACCCCGUCCUGGUGGUGAAUGACACUGGUUGCCGCAGUUGUGUCGCACAGCAAAUAAACUCAGAUUGAUGAGAGAGGAAACAAGUCUUAAUACUGGAGGGGAUCUGAUUUUAUUCUGUCCAUACACGGAUGUAUUUCGUGAGGGUGAUGUACAUAGAAGGCAGAACAUCUUCCAUAAUGAAAUGUGAUGUUUUAUUUUGAUUUUUAGCUUGUUUUUAAUGCAUCAGCCUGUUAAACUCUUAGUUAUUAGUUUAUACUCCGUUUUAACAGGAUUUUCAUUAGUUUGGAGGUACAUUACCACUGGAUGUCUCACACGUUGUUCCCACUGGAUCAGGUUAAAUCCCUGAAUAUUUUCUACUUUGUUGUAUUUGCUCACAUUAAAUAAUUUGAUAGCUUUAAGUGCACAGCUCUCUUUAAAAUAUUCAUUAGAUCCACAACACUCGGUCCCCAUUGGUCCGUUACUUCAAAAUAAAAGUCCAGAUUCCGUUGCAUCCUCAUAAAACUGACCUCUGGGAAAUUUUGAGGAUAGGCAGUUUUGUAUGUUGAUCCCUUCAACUUCCCAAAGUCCUGCUACACCAGCAUCUUCCCUCUGUCAGAUUUUUUUAAAAAAUGCUGUUAAUAAACCAUUGUUACACUGGAUUUCAGACACAGUUCAUGCAAAAUGUUGUACAUAUUCUUAGAAUUUUGAGAAAGAAAUAUUUUACUUAAGAAAGUUAUUUUGUCAAUGAUUGUUCAGAAGUGUUUUAAGAACAAGCAGAUUGCAUACUUACAUAUGUCAAACAGUGCUUAUUGAUACGUUUAUAAAGAAUAUUCAACUUAAGAUGUUUGUACAGAAGACCAUACAUAGGUUUCUAUAACUUUGGAAGUAUCAUUAUGAUGUUUAUACUGAAUAAAUACACUAACUCAAAA
Molecule: messenger RNA, 2756 nt
Organism: Plectropomus leopardus (leopard coralgrouper)
Lineage: Eukaryota; Metazoa; Chordata; Actinopteri; Perciformes; Serranidae
Gene: spint1a
Product: serine peptidase inhibitor, Kunitz type 1 a
Biological process (GO): epidermis development; extracellular matrix organization; epithelium development
Cellular component (GO): plasma membrane
Molecular function (GO): serine-type endopeptidase inhibitor activity; protein binding
Source: RefSeq, a predicted model, not a curated record